AUGUCUCUUUCAUUUGACAUGUCCUGGAAUCUCGAUAUAUCUGGGCUUCCUAAUUUUCUUUUGCAAUUCAGUAACCACUCUCAAUAUUACACCACCGAUGAUGGCAGACCUUGGGCUAGCACGUAUGAUGGCGGUACUACUAGUAACGCAAACUGGAAUUCCUCGUUUCUCCAGCCGCUCCAAGCUAAAGGGACUGUGGUGAUUAGAUUGGGAGACUGCAUGGCCACAGCAGGAACUACUGUUUUAAACGUCAGCGAUAGUGCGGAUUCCUUUCUGAUACAAGAUGCAUAUGAAACUGGCAAGGAUUAUAUGAUGCGUAAGCCUUCGCAGCAUCAAAUUGUUUACCCCACAAUAUGCGCUAUGCUAGGAAACUGA
Talaromyces proteolyticus is the source of this 375-nucleotide messenger RNA. RefSeq lists its product as uncharacterized. Bases 1 to 375 code for a protein of 124 amino acids. The record is from RefSeq and is a predicted model, not a curated record. The transcript is spliced from 3 exons. NCBI's taxonomy places the organism in Eukaryota, Fungi, Ascomycota, Eurotiomycetes, Eurotiales, Trichocomaceae.